GUUAGGGGUUUGAACUGAUUUUCACUUUGACUUAACUAUAAGUGCAAGCCAUUACAAGGAGAUGUGUCAAUUAACAAACUUUGGAAAUUGCCUGAGAAUAUGCAUCACAACCCAUUGUUAUUAAUUGUCUAAGAGUACAGCUCAAGUCAUAUUUUAUAGUUUAUUUAAUAAUUUCUUAGACAUUAAUGACUUUUUUCACGAAAUCCCUUUAACAGCCAAAGCUCAUAAUGGAAGUGAGGUUGAGGGUUCUUCGUGUCUUUAGUUUUAUGUGCACGUGUUACGUGCCUACCUCCUACUUACUAAAGGUUCUUGGCAUUGUGGGUAUAUACAUCCAAGCAUCCAAAAUGGUGGACGAGAAGUUUGAGCCAGGUGAGAGUAAUGCAAAUUGUAAUCAUAAUAUGGUCGGUAUACCUUUAAAAAUGCACCAGGAAAUUUCAUUUUAUCGCUAAUGUGUUAAUGAGAAACCCCUUUUUAUUUUAAGUGAUGAAAGUGACUGCUAAAGAGAUGGCGGACGCGAAACUUCCUUUGGCGGCCAGAGAUUACUGUGCCCACUUACUCAUUCCUCUUCUGAAGUGCAGAAAGGAUACUUACUAUUUACCAUGGAAGUGUCAUCAUGAGAAGCAUGCUUGGGAUAGGUGUCAGUACGAUGAGUAAGUAUAUGCAACAGGGGCGAAUGGGCGAAAUGUUUCACUGACUUAAUAUCUUGGUAGCUUUCAUUAUGGCAGGUCCUCUUAUAAGUCGACGCUUAUUUUGUUGAUAAAUUCCUCUUUAUGGCUCGAAUUCAAUGGCUAGAUUAAUUGGGAAUACACCUUAAAACAGAGUUAUUAGAAGGGAAAAAAGAAAAGAUUCGUAACUACGGAAUUUUUUGGACAAUGUUAUAUCGUAGUUAUUGAUGCAAGGACAUGUAUUGUGCGAUAUGUGUUCAAGCAGUGAUCGAGUAUGUCAACUGGUCUGGAUACAGAACAGAUUUCCUUCACUCCCCUACUGAUUUCUAAGGCUCUCACAUUAAAAAAAUGAGCUAGGAUAAAUAAAGAAUGAUGCAGUGAAUUUCUCUUCAUCCCCCCCUCCCUCCACUUUGUGAUCCACGUAAUUCACUCUUUUGAUCAAUAUCAACGUUCUCUUUCCCAUCAUAACAAGUCCACUGCAGAAAUAGCAACCCAACUGCUUGUAAGUCAUUAGUGUUAAAUAAGAAAUACUAUUCCCAAGUGAAAUAUUGAGUGGGAUUGCCUUGAUAUGUCGCAUGUAGUGCAUACCAUUAUGUUGAACUAUGUUCAACUAACAUUUCAAUUUUGGCUUAUUUUUGUACUUGUUUGGAACACUUAAACUUUACAAACAUGAUCUCUGCCAUGAAUCAGCUAUAGGAAGCACAAGGGCUACUGCAAUUCCCAAUGUCUGGGAAACUUAGUGUCAAUUAAUAGUAAACUAUCUAAGUAUCCAUGCAUUUAGCAUAUUUUAAGGUAAGCUCUGUCUCCUUUUUGAAACAGCUACAUGUACAGAGUGAGGGAAAAGGAACGCAGGAAACUUCAGCAGUCAGCAGAGUAAAACUCUACCAACUUUCUCUGCUACCAGUCUGUGACCUCCUGAGCCAUCUUAUGACAAAUGAUGAUACUUUUGUAUAAAGACAGCACAUGAAUUUGCAGAACCUCUGAUGGUGUAAAUUGUUAUAAGGGAAUUAAAAGUAACCAUGUUUUCCAAAUAAGACAGUUUUGUUCUUUUACUCAUUUAAAUUUAUUAGGAGAUUGUAAGAGUCACUGUCUCCUCUGUAAGAGUUAUGAGCUCAUUCAUCAAAACUUUCUCACAACACUUAACCUGAGGGAGGGACACACCGAAGAAUGUACAAGUGGGAGGAUUCAUUAACUGGG
This is a messenger RNA of Pocillopora meandrina, 1862 nucleotides long. NCBI's taxonomy places the organism in Eukaryota, Metazoa, Cnidaria, Anthozoa, Scleractinia, Pocilloporidae. The record is from the annotation of a GenBank genome assembly.